GGGCCUGUCCGCUCUAUUUGUAGGUCUGCGCGGGCGUCGGCCCCGCCCGCCUUACCUCCACGUCACGUGACCCGCGCUGCCCGCGGGGCACCUGAGGGCGGAUCUGGCGGGUCCCGGGUCCUCCAGGUGAGAGGGGCCGCGCCCACGGACCAGCUUAGCGGCGGCGGCAGGCUGUUUUACUUCCAAUAAAGAACAUGGUGAAACUAAUUCACACAUUAGGUGAUCAUGGUGAUGAUGUCAACUGCUGUGCCUUCUCCAUUUCCCUUUUGGCUACUUGCUCCUUGGACAAAACAAUUCGUCUGUACUCCUUAAGUGACUUUACUGAACUGCCACACUCUCCAUUGAAGUUUCACACCUAUGCUGUCCACUGCUGCUGUUUCUCCCCUUCAGGACAUAUUUUGGCUUCAUGUUCAACAGAUGGAACCACUGUCCUAUGGAAUACUCAGAAUGGACAGACUCUGGCAGUGAUGGAACAGCCUAGUGGUAGCCCUGUGAGAAUUUGCCAGUUUUCCCCAGACUCCACUUGUGUGGCCUCAGGGGCAGCUGAUGGAACUAUUGUUUUGUGGAAUGCACAGUCCUACAAGUUAUAUAGAUGUGGUAGUGUUAAGGAUGGUUCCUUAGUGGCCUGUGCAUUUUCUCCUAAUGGAAACCUCCUUGUCACUGGCUCCUCAUGUGGAGAUUUAACAGUGUGGGAUGAUAAAAUGAGGUGUCUGCAUAGUGAAAAAGCGCAUGAUCUUGGAAUUACCUGCUGCGAUUUUUCUUCACAGCCAGUUUCUGAUGGAGAACAAGACCUCCAGUUUUUUCGAUUAGCAUCAUGUGGUCAAGAUUGCCAAAUCAAAAUUUGGGUGGUUUCUUUUACCCAUGUCUUAGGUUUUGAAUUAAAAUAUAAAAGUACAUUGAGUGGGCACUGUGCUCCUGUUCUGGCUUGUGCUUUUUCCCAUGAUGGACGGAUGCUGGUCUCGGGAUCAGUGGAUAAGUCUGUCAUAGUAUAUCAUACUAAUACUGAGAAUAUACUUUACACGUUGACUCAGCAUACCAGGUAUGUCACAACUUGUGCCUUUGCACCCAAUGUUCUUUUACUUGCUACUGGUUCAAUGGACAAAACAGUGAACAUCUGGCAAUUUGAUGUGGAAACACUUUGCCAAGCAAGGAGCACAGAAGAUCAGCUGAAGUUCACUGAAGACUGGUCAGAGGAAGAUGUCUCAAUGUGGCUUUGUGCCCAAGGCUUAAAAGACCUUGUUGGUAUUUUCAAGAAAAAUAACAUUGAUGGAAAAGAACUGUUGAAUCUUACGAAAGAAAUUCUGGCUGAUGAUUUGAAAAUUGAAUCUCUAGGGCUGCGUAGUAAAUUGCUGAGGAAAAUCGAAGAGCUCAGGACCAAGGUUAAAUCUCUGUCUUCUGGAAUUCCUGAUGAGUUCAUAUGUCCAAUAACCAGGGAACUUAUGACAGAUCCAGUCAUCGCAUCAGAUGGGUAUUCAUAUGAAAGAGAAGCAAUGGAAAAUUGGAUCAGCAAAAAGAAACGUACAAGUCCAAUGACAAAUCUUGUUCUUCCUUCAUUGGUACUUACACCAAAUAGGACUCUGAAAAUGGCCAUUAAUCGAUGGCUUGAGACACAUCAAAAGUAAAAUUGUUUGUAUUGAAUUGUUUAUAUUUUUUAGUGGUAUCACUUGAAUGAUGUAAAGGUAAAUACUAAUUAUACACAUAUUAAAAGCAAAACAAGGAAAAAGGUAAA
Molecule: messenger RNA, 1729 nt
Organism: Microcebus murinus (gray mouse lemur)
Lineage: Eukaryota; Metazoa; Chordata; Mammalia; Primates; Cheirogaleidae
Gene: WDSUB1
Product: WD repeat, sterile alpha motif and U-box domain containing 1
Biological process (GO): protein ubiquitination
Molecular function (GO): ubiquitin-protein transferase activity; protein binding
Source: RefSeq, a predicted model, not a curated record